ACGGGACGCUCUCGCGCCGUGAGGCUGUCUAGCUGGGUGCUAGGUGGUGCAGGGAGGCUCAAGACAUUUUCGUUAGGAUUAUCUAAACAUUACAGUGAAAACAGCCUUUUAACUCUCAAAAAUGGCGAAGCAAAGCUCCCUUUUCAAUUUUUUUACCAAGUCCCCGCCGCCGGUCUCGAAGCCGAAGCCGAGUCCUUCUCCGGCUGAGGCAGAUCUGCCGUCCUCCAUAGAGAAGUCCAACUCCUCUCCGAAAGAGCAGGCUAAACAGACACCGCAACAACAACCAGCCAAGACCAACAAAGUUAAACCGAAAAGUAACUCCAAGCCUGCGAAGGGGGGAUUCAACAAGCUCUUUGGCGACAAGGCCUCAACAACCAAAGAACGCUCCACAUGCACAUUAAAUGCUGGUGCUCUUGUGUGGGCAAAGCUGGAGGGACACCCCUGGUGGCCAUGCAUGGUGGUGCCCCAACCUCUGACUGGACAGCAGAUGAGGGGGCGUGGUCGGGACCAACGCAUACAUGUCCAUUUCUUUGAUGAACCCCCUACUAGAGGAUGGGUCAGCACCAAAUAUGUCCGGGAGUACCAAGGCUCUGACAGCAGUGAUGCUAAAACGGGAGGGGUGUUCUUCAGCGGGAAACCUGUAAUCCGUCAUGCAAUGGAGCUCGCUGAUGCCGUUAUGUUUGAUAGCUCUGAUAAAAGAUUGAAGAUGCCUCUCUGUAUGGAUCCGUCUGAUGAUGAAGAGGAUGAAGAUGAAGAAAUGGAGCUUGACAAUUCAACAGUGACUGAUGAAGAGGUCAGUGAUGAGGCUGAACAGAAAAAUAAGGAAGUGAAGUCAUCCAAGGUCAGUCGACGUUCAUCCCGUGCUUCAACAGAAAAGGGAAAUAAGGCCAAGCGCCGUCGCAUAAUUGUCGCCUCAGACAGUGAUGGAUCAGAUGAGGAAUUCAAACCAGAACACACUGCAUCCAGCAGUGAGGAUGAGGAGGAAGAAGGGACAGUGAGCAGUGAAGAGGAGGAAGCGGAGAGCACACAAGAGUCUGAAGCAGAAAGCCCCAUCAAGCCCGUAAAGCGCAAACGUCCCGCAGAAAAGUCUGUUCCUACAAAGGCCAAGAUGCCUAUUACCCCGUCUUUGGCAGCACCAAAACGAGCUCCAGCAGCUGCUGUUGCAGCUGACACCAAGUCUCGUUUGUCAGCCUUCUCUGCCCCUGACAACUUUGAGAGCCAGGCAAACGGAUCAGGCGCCAGUGGAGGCGCCACAGUUUGGGACCACGAGAAGCUGGAGUGGUUGCAGGAUGGAAGGAGGAAAGACAGCAAAAGGCGGCGACAGACGGAAGAUGACUACGAUCCUACCACCCUGUAUGUGCCAGAAGACUUUCUAAACAGAGUGACACCUGGUAUGCGUCGGUGGUGGCAGCUCAAAUCCAAUAUGUUUGAUACAGUGAUUUUCUACAAGGUGGGGAAGUUCUAUGAGCUCUACCACAUGGAUGCCGUGGUCGGUGUCAACGAGCUAGGGCUAACUUUCAUGAAGGGAGCCUGGGCACACUCAGGCUUUCCAGAGAUCGGCUUUGCACGUUUCUCAGAUGUACUUGUACAGAAAGGCUACAAGGUGGCUCGUGUGGAGCAGACGGAGACCCCAGAGAUGAUGGAAGCACGCUGUAAGACCAUGGCCAAGCCCACAAAGUUUGACCGCGUAGUGAAAAGAGAGGUGUGCCGGAUCAUCACACGUGGUACCCAAACCUACAGUGUGUUGGAUGGAGCUCCCUCUGAGAGUCAGAGCAAGUUCCUGUUGAGUUUGAAGGAAAAGGCUGAAGAGGAAAGCUCUGGGUGUUGCCGCACAUACGGAGUCUGCUUUGUAGAUACCUCUGUGGGUUAUUUCCACAUUGGUCAGUUUCCAGACGACCGUCACUGCUCACGUCUGCGCACUCUGAUGGCACACUUUGCCCCUGCUGAGGUGCUCUUUGAAAAGGGGAACCCAUCCGUUGAAACACGCAAAAUACUCAAGGCCUCCCUGUCCUCUGCUUUGCAGGAAGGACUUAAUGCCGGCACUCAGUUCUGGGAUGCUCAGAAAACACUUAAAACCCUUUCAGAAGAAGAUUACUUUAAAGACAGUGCUGGGAAGGAUCAGGGGACAGGGAGCAAUUUUCUUCCUGCUCUUCUUAAAGAGAUGACCUCUGAGAGUGAUUCUCUGUGCCUUACUCCUAAAGAUGGCUAUGAACUGGCACUGUCAGCACUGGGCGGAAGCAUUUUCUACCUGAAGAAAUGUCUGGUAGACAAAGAGCUACUCUCCAUGGCCAACUUUGAAGAAUAUGUCCCUGUUGAUGUUGAGAUGGAGAAAGCUGCUGGAACUGCCAGUUUCUUUGCCCAGACUCGUCAGCGGAUGGUUCUUGAUGGAGUGACUCUGGCAAACUUGGAAAUCUUUCAGAAUGGAUCGGGAGGAACAGAAGGGACGCUGCUGGAGCGUUUGGACACCUGCUCUACCCCGUUUGGCAAGAGGCUGCUGAAACAGUGGCUCUGUGCUCCUCUGUGUAACCCCACAUCCAUCAAGGACAGACUGGAUGCAGUAGAAGACCUGAUGGGAGCUCAGGCCCAGGCCACUGAGGUUUCAGACCUGCUGAAGAAGCUCCCAGAUUUAGAGCGUCUUCUGAGUAAAAUCCACAGCAUUGGCACUCCUCUAAAAGGCCAGGAUCACCCUGACACCAGAGCUGUUCUGUAUGAGGAGGUCACCUACAGCAAGCGCAAGAUAGCAGACUUCCUCUCAGCGCUGGAAGGUUUCAAAACUAUGCAGGAGAUCAUUUCUGUCCUCGCUCCAGUUUCAGGCGAAUUCCAAUCCACAUUGCUCCGUCAAGUUGUCACUCUGAAAAGUGGGCUCUUUCCUGAUCUGUCCGCUGAACUCAGGCGCUGGGAGACAGCCUUCGACCACCAGAAAGCCCGCACUACUGGUGUCAUUACCCCUAAAGCUGGCUUUGACCCAGAGUAUGACCAGGCUCUGAUCGGAGUCAAGAACUGUGAGCGAGAGCUGCAGGAUUACUUGGACAGGCAGAAGAAGAGACUUGGCUGUAAAAACAUGUCUUUCUGGGGAACUGGGCGAAACCGCUACCAGAUUGAGGUGCCUGACAGCGUCUCAGAGAGGAAUAUCCCUGAGGAGUAUGAGGUGAAAUCUACAAAGAAAGGCUGGAAGCGUUAUGUGACAAAGGAGAGUGAACGGCUGUUCUCAGAGCUGCAAGGAUUUGAGGAGAAGAGAGAUGCUGCCCUGAAAGACUGCAUGAGGAGGCUUUUCUACAACUUUGACAAGAACUACAGAGACUGGAAGACUGGUGUGGAGUGCAUGGCAGUGCUUGAUGUGCUGCUAGCUUUGUCACGCUACAGUCAGGGCGGAGACGGGCCGAUGACCAGGCCAGAGGUGGUGCUCCCUGAGUGCGACGACCAGGUAGCGCCCUUCCUUGACCUCACUGGAUCCCGCCACCCUUGUGUCACCAAGACCUUUUUUGGGGACGAUUUCAUCCCUAAUGACAUCUACAUUGGCUGCCCUGGUAGCGGUGAAAAUGAUGAGGAAAACAACGGUCAUGCUUCUUGUGUCCUCGUCACAGGGCCAAACAUGGGUGGAAAGUCUACUCUCAUGAGACAGUGCGGACUUGUGAUCAUGCUAGCUCAGCUGGGUUGCUAUGUUCCUGCCGAGAGCCUACGUUUCACACCGGUUGACAGGGUUUUCACUCGGCUGGGAGCCUCGGAUCGUAUUAUGGCUGGAGAGAGUACCUUCUUUGUGGAGCUAAGUGAGACUGCCAGCAUCCUUCACCAUGCCACUAAGCACUCAGUUGUGCUCCUGGAUGAAUUAGGAAGGGGCACAGCCACAUAUGACGGCACAGCAAUUGCCAGUGCUGUCGUGAAGGAGCUUGCUGAGAAGAUCUGCUGUCGCACCCUCUUCUCUACACAUUACCACUCCCUGGUGGAGGACUAUGCCAACAACCCUACUGUGAGGUUGGGCCACAUGGCGUGCAUGGUGGAGAAUGAAUGUGAGGAUCCAAGUCAAGAGACCAUCACAUUCCUCUACAAGUUCAUCUCCGGUGCUUGUCCGAAGAGUUACGGCUUCAACGCUGCUCGACUCGCCAGCCUGCCAGAGGAGGUUAUCCAAUCAGGACACAUGAAGGCCAGAGAGUUUGAGAGGAGCACCAUCAGCCUCAGACUCUUCAAGAAGCUCUGCCAGUUUGCUGAAGAUGCCACACUGGGCAACACACACUUCGCUUCACUUGUUCAGAUGCUGAACACCCUGUAGUUUAUAAGCUUCAUUCUUGCUGACUUUCUGCUUUCUCAGCACUUGAAAAAACACUACUGUAAUGAUCUAAUAAAGUUUAUUUUUUAAAAAUGACAA
This is a messenger RNA of Micropterus salmoides (largemouth bass), 4363 nucleotides long. It is a transcript of the gene msh6, whose product is annotated as mutS homolog 6 (E. coli). NCBI's taxonomy places the organism in Eukaryota, Metazoa, Chordata, Actinopteri, Centrarchiformes, Centrarchidae. Gene Ontology annotation, molecular function: ATP-dependent DNA damage sensor activity; mismatched DNA binding; ATP binding. Bases 122 to 4267 code for a protein of 1381 amino acids. The record is from RefSeq and is a predicted model, not a curated record. Gene Ontology annotation, cellular component: MutSalpha complex; nucleus. The transcript is spliced from 10 exons. Gene Ontology annotation, biological process: mismatch repair.